Messenger RNA from Labrus bergylta (ballan wrasse), 994 nucleotides. It is a transcript of the gene crabp1a, whose product is annotated as cellular retinoic acid binding protein 1a. Gene Ontology annotation, cellular component: cytosol; nucleus. The record is from RefSeq and is a predicted model, not a curated record. Gene Ontology annotation, biological process: fatty acid transport. Lineage: Eukaryota; Metazoa; Chordata; Actinopteri; Labriformes; Labridae. Gene Ontology annotation, molecular function: retinoic acid binding; fatty acid binding.
GGAGCCCGAGACAAGAUUGCAGCCGGCACACUGAGACACACAGCCGCAGCAAGAGUGUGUGAGAAGAAAAAUAAAAGGUAUAAAGACAACCUGAGAAUCAGUUGGGUGUAACAGGGUGAACAAGAGGCUGAGAGAGGAGCACAGGGAAGGAAGAGGAGGGUGAGAAAGAGUCAGAGAGAGACACAGGGAAGAGGACAGGCAUCACAGUGUGGAACAGGUUCUUCUUUCUGCAGCCCUCACUCAGCCUCUGCAGACAUGCCUAACUUUGCCGGCACCUGGAAGAUGAAGAAGAGUGAGAAUUUUGAUGAACUUCUCAAAGCCUUGGGAGUGAACACCAUGCUGAGGAAGGUGGCUGUAGCAGCGGCCUCCAACCCCCACGUGGAGAUCCGUCAGGAUGGGGAGAAGUUCUACAUCAAAACAUCCACCACUGUUCGCACCACCGAAAUCAACUUCCACAUCGGUGAAGAGUUUGAUGAGGAGACAGUGGAUGGACGGAAGUGCAAGAGUCUCGCCACCUGGGAGACGGAGAACAAGAUGUACUGCAAGCAGACUUUGGUGGAUGGCGAUGGCCCCAAAACCUUCUGGACCCGAGAGCUGAACGGCGAUGAGCUCACACUGACUUUCGGGGCAGAUGACGUAGUUUGCACACGGAUUUACUUCCGAGAAUGAAGCUCUGCGACCUCCGUCAGGACGAGGCAGGAACCCGAUUGGACCACAACCUCUCUAAAACCCAAUAGCACUCUGCCAUGCUAACACGCUUACACAUUUUGCAAAUUCUUCAGUGUUUUCACUCAAACUGCAUAGUUCCCACAAACAGUAGCAAUGUCUCUGUAAUCUGGUCAUUUGUAGUGAGUAUUGCUUCAGCAGUAGCUGGAUAUGUCUGUGUUCAUAUCUGCAACCCUGGUGUCAGAUGUUUGCGUAGGAUUCUGUCGUCAGUUGCAUCAAUUACGACUCCAUGUUCAGUGACAGGAAACAAUAAAAAAUGGAACAAACA